AUAUUAUGCAACCCAAUAUACAUUAACGGUGUAUUUUGUUACGUGGCUAGAAAAGUAAGCCAGAUAAAAAUGUUUUGCAAAUAAAUUUAGCGGUAUUUGAAAAUUAUUUUCCUUCGAUGUGAUGCCGUGUUAAAACUUAUCGGUUUAGAAAAAGAAGAAAUUGGGAAAAAUUCAUUUUUGUAACUUUUUAUCCAAUCAGAUGCGUCAUAUAUUUUGUUGCCUAUGUAGUGUGCAGGAGGUAGAAAAUUGGGUGGCGUUGUAAUGUCAUAAACAGGGCAAAAAGGUUAAAAGUAGACGAUGGAUCAGCAAUUUUGUCUAAGAUGGAACAACCAUCCGACAAACCUAACAGACGUACUAAGCAGUCUCUUAAGAAGAGAAGCACUAUGUGAUGUAACUUUAGCUUGUGAUGGAGAAACUUUUAAAGCCCACCAAACGAUCCUCUCAGCAUGUAGCCCCUAUUUCGAAACAAUUUUUAUACAAAAUUCCCACCCUCAUCCGAUAGUUUUUCUUAAAGAUGUCAAUUACAACGAAAUGAAAGCACUAUUAGAUUUUAUGUAUAAAGGUGAAGUGAAUGUGUCACAAAAUUUGCUACCGAUGUUCCUAAAAACUGCAGAAGCCUUGCAAAUUAGGGGUCUCACAGACAACAAUUCCUUAAGCAAAAAUGACGAAUUAUCAGAAGUGCCAAGAAGGGAAAGGGAUAGGUUAGUUGAAAGAGAUAGCCCUCCGGUGGAAAAAAGGAAACGAAAAUCAUCGUCAAACUGUGAUAUGACAUCAAACUCUGACAGGUUUAAUGAUACUCAGGCAUCUCAAAGAGCAAAUCCAAAUGUACCAAAGUUAAAUCCCAUAUCGCCUGUCGAUAGGGAUACAAAUUCAGGUCCAGAGGAUAUGAGAAUAUCUUCCCCUUUGAUAAAACAGGAACCUCUACACGAUUCCAACCUAACAAUCGAUUCCUUUCAUUCAAUGUCAGAAGCAUUACAGACGGGUGGAAGCGUGAGCGUACAUCCGGACGACGUGAAGCUAAUAGGACAUCAAAUAUCCGAUUUAGCAGACAACGAAACACCUUCUAUUCCUCCACCAGAAAUAACAGAUACGAUAGACGGUUCAAAAACCUGGCACAUGCGGCUAACGUUUGACAAGUUGCCGGGUGGCUGUAACCUGCAUCGUUGCAAGCUGUGUGGGAAAAUAGUGACGCACAUCCGAAACCAUUAUCACGUGCACUUUCCGGGCAGAUUUGAGUGCCCUUUAUGCCGAGCCACCUACACACGCAGUGACAAUCUCCGAACUCAUUGCAAAUUUAAGCAUCCGCGCUACAACCCCGACACAAGGAAGUUCGAUCAGCCGAAAUUUGAACCGCCCAAUGCCAUAGCUAAUGACACACCGGCCGAUUGAUUUUGGCUUUACUACUAUUUUUAUUAUAGAGCUAUGUACGAGUCAUAGCUGGGGUGUGAGCGCUAAUUAUCUAGCGCUUAAGAAGUAGGUUGUACAUUUUUUUUCUUCUGGAUUUCAUUUUGAUUUUAUUAACCGUUUAACAAUUUUUUUCAAUAGUACUUUGAUGAUAUCUAAUCUAGAUAUCUACUCAAAAUAUUAUGAAAAUUUAUCAAAAUAUUUUCAUUUGGGGUUGGUAGUAUUAAAUGAGCCACUAAUUUUACCGAUGAACAUACCAUAACUAUCCAUUACUAUAACUUUGGUGGUUGAUGAGAUUUUAACACUGUUGUUUUAUCGUUUUGACUUUCUGGACAAAAUAUAAUUUGAUUCAAAAAGUUUUAAAACGCUAGAAAAUAAUAGUAUUAAAAGUACUACUUAUUUUGGAUAAUCAGAUUUGUUUUUAACAUCGAAUAAACAAAUUUUUAUGAUUUCGAUACUUUUAUAUGGAAUCCGUUCAACAAAAUUAAUUUCUAUUUUCAAAAUUCAAACACUAUAUGGUGGAAACUUAUUCUAAAUAUUUCCAAAUUGUACUUUGUAAUUUAUAAUGCUGUUAUCAUUUAAUUUUUAAUAUAUCCGAUAACUUCAGAUUCCUCUUAAAUGUCUUCGAGUAGAAUUUUGAAUCGAUUGGACCUACCAAUUUCCUUAAGAAAUAAUUUGUAAUAAUAUUUUCUACAACUUCAACCCCUUAUAUGCUUAUUUCAAAUCGCUGAUCUAACUUGACAAAACUACACACAACUUUUUAAAAAUUUUCAUAAAUUAUUACAUAUAAUAUAUAUAUUUAAAAUAAAUUAAAUACUCGUGGUUGUAGCUAUGACAUAAAACUAUGGAUAUAAAUAUAUAUAGAUUUACACAAAUAUAUUUAUCUAAUCUGGAGAGGCGGGAUAAAUUCUUUUUUGAAAACAAAAUUUUCCCUAUCUAGUCUAAAAAAUAACAUAUAUGUAUACAUCUUUUUUUUCCCAAUAUUUAGAGCAAACCUCUAUUUGAAUAUAUUUGUGUCAAACACAUUGAACUUACUAUAACCUAAGAAUAGUAAAAAAUCUGUGAUGUUUUUUGGAGUUCGACCCAAUUAAAAAAAAUUACUCUUUUAUAAAGACGAACAAUACUUAUUCAUAUAGUUAGAUUUAAAAAAAAAAGAAAAUAAAGCUUAUACCGUCCGUCAAUUAGGUUAUAAAUCGUGGCGGUAACGAAAAAAAUAUUCACAUUACUUUAAUAGUUACCAAAAUAAGUGAUUUAUUACAAAAUUUCUUAAUUAAAUGAUACUACUCCAAAGUAUUUUUACAAUUUACAUCGAUAAAGCCUUGGUAGGUUUUUCUAAUAGUCUAAUAGUUCCCAUGGAUCCGUAUAUCUAGUAUUUGGGUUUCAUAUUGAUUCCGUAUGUCCAUAUUAAUUCCAUUGAACUGUAUCUUCGACUGAAUUUCAAUAUUAGUAUCACCAAACCUAACCUAACCAACGUUUUUUAAAAGCUCUGGACCUUCAACUUCCCAUUGUUUCUGAAAUCGAUGAAAAAGCACUUGCGAAAUCUUUUACUUAUAAGUACCAUACCAUUGAAGAACACAUAAAUGGUCUUCCAUUCUUACCAUUUUUGUUAUCCCCUGCCUUAUGCUUACCUAUAACGGAUAAAAAAAGUUUCCAGAAUUUGGAGGCAGGUGGAAUUUUUUUUUCGAAAUUUCUUAGUUUUUAUUCAAGUUGAUUCUUUUUGAGAUAUGGGUUCUUCGUAUCAACCUGGUAGUAUUUGUCUAGUAAAUGCGUUUUCAGGAUUUGGUGGAUAAAUUUGUUUUUCAUGCAUAAAUUCUGAUACGGAAUAAUAAAGUCUUUCAAGCAGAAAUGCUUUUGUCAAUCUCCGGAACUUAUUAAAUAUUUUUGCCAUUUUUAAUUCUAAUUGUAGCUGAUUGAAUUAUUUUUUACCAGAUCAGAAGUGGGUAUAGUUAAGUAGAUGUCCAAAAUCUUUCUUUUAGUAGUUGAGUUGCAAUAAUGUUUGCGAACCAAACAAAACAAUUUGAAGAUAGUUUCGAAGGGGUGCAAACUACGAGACCCCAAGAAAUGGUUAAGUUGGAUAAAAUUUUAAGAAGAUAUUUUAAUGGGAGGUUGAUUUAGAUUAGUUACAUUUAAUUAAGAAUGACAACAAUGCGAACACUUAUUUUUUGUAACGUUAUUUCAUUAAAAAAUGACAUUUUCUCAAUCUACAUUUAAUAUCUAUUGCCAAACUAACUAGUUUUACAUUUAAGUGCAAUUAUUUUUUAUUAUGUAUUACCUCAUUUCUUAUCUCAAUUUUUAUUAAUAUAUUUUAUAGUUAGAAACUUUAUUGUAAAAUAAUACUAAUUUUAAGAUUUAGAAUUUACUCGAAUUUUAUACAGUACCUUGUAUUUAAGGUAUUUUGCGGCCUUUUUAAUAGAUAUAUUGAAUAUAAUGGAAACUGUUACAUUUUGAUUCUAUUUACUUGUAAAUUUACUUAACGAAUAUUUAUACUACAUAUACAGAAUGUCCCAGUUAUAUUAAUAGGUAUAUAGAUUCGUUCUGGGACAUUCUUUUAUCGAAUUGUUAUUAUUUUGAUCAGAUCAUUUUUAUUAUUACCAACAGUGUAUUCUAAUUAAUUUUUUUUUUGAAAAACCAUUCGAAUAAACACAAAGGACUCCUUUGAAGAUCAAUGGGUAGCUUAAGAGAAAGAAUGAAGUGGUUAAUGAAAUGAUAAAUCCGUAAACUUAAAGGAAAAUUAUGGAAAUGGAAAAUAAAUGAAAAUAGGAGAAAUAUGGAGUAGAAAAUUGAACGUGGUAUUAAAUCUAACCAAAAAUAUUAUAUAGAACCAAUUGAAAUAGUAAAAAAUAGUCAUCGUUAAAUACAAAUGGAGCAACUAGAGAUAAAUGAACCAUUAAGAACGAAAAUAUGAGAAAAGGAUAAUUAAUAGACGUGAUAUUAGACGAAUCAUAACAAAAAAGGAUUUUUAAAUGUUUUUCAUAGAGGAAAAAUGAAUAAAACUAGGAAAAACAUAGAAAAUAAUCAUUGUUGAUAAACUAGCAAACACGAAAUGAAAAAUCGACCUUUUACAAGGCGGUUAAAAACAAAAAUGUGAAGGAAAGGCAUGGAAGAAGGAGGAUAUUAGAUGAAUCACAAGAAAAAUGGAUCGAAAUGUUUCGUACAUGAACAACAAUAGCCACUAAUAAACAAGAAAUGGAAAAUCGACCAUUACAAACCAAUUAAUAACAAAAAUGUGAGAAAAAUGUCACUAAUGGAAAUGAUAUCAAAAAGGAUUGUAACUUCUUAACAAGAAAAGGGUUAAUUUGCUUUUCGAAGAUGGUGAACAAAUGAGCCUAUAAGAAACAUGGAGAAUAAUCACCGUUGAAGGCAAAACGAAGUAACUACCAAACAAGAAAUGGAAAAUCGAUCAUUACAGACCAAUAAUAUGAUAAAAAGGCCUUUGAUAGACAGAAUAUUAAAUGAAUCGUAUUGAAAAAAAAACAAAAUGAAGUUACUAGCAAAUAAAAAAUAGAAAAUCUACUUUUAAGGAUAAACCAACGACAGAAAUGUGAAGAAAAGGUCUCUAAUAGAGAUGAUUCCAAAGAAAUUGCCCAUUUCAAACAUAAAGAACAAAUUUGACAAGAAAAACAUCAAACUUUACUUUAGUUGAAGAUAAAAUAAAGCAAUUAGGAAAUAAAAAAAAUGGAAAGUCCACCUUUAAUAAGAAAACUACUACCAAAAAGGGUUGCAACUAUUUUCUAUAGAUUACAAAUAAUUGAAAAACUGUUCUGUACAGUGUAGGAUAUGAAAAAUUCAAAUCGAUAUCUAAGGACAUCUAAAAACAAGGAUAUCACAGAUGGUUCAGCAUACAAAGAAAUAAAAUGACAUGUGGCUAGACUACUGUAUACACAGGUAACAGAUGGAAGAAUAGGUUACGGUUGCGAAAACCGACAAAAAGUCAUACUCUUAGAAAAACCGAUAAAUAAAAGCAAAUAAGCAUAUACUUUAGGCCUGUUGGUUGAAUACAAAAAAAUUUGAUGAAAAAAAUAGCAAUAAUACUUCGAGACGUUUCAAAACACUUAAUUCAAAAUGAUAAAAUACUCAGUAUAAACAUUUUUUACACAUUACAUAAAUUAAUUGUAAACACGCUGUAUAUAAAUUAUCCGAUAAUAUCUUAAAUUCUGUAAGUGAAACUUGUGUGAUCGUAUUUUUAUUUUGUAAAAGAAGAUAAAUACGCUGCUCCCAAAAUAUCGAAAGAAACUAUCAAAAUCUGGGCGAGUUGGGGUAGUGUAUGUGGAGACAGGGUGAUACCGAAAAAGAAAAUAAAUAGUCAGCGGUAUUAUUUCAUCUAAAUUUCACAGUGUGUUAUAGAGUUUUUCCAAAAAUUAAAGACCAACAUCAAAUAGGACAGAUUUUUAUAUACAAGGUGUCACAUUAAAAAUGGAAUUCCACUCAAUGACGCAUUUGUGAUUAAUCGCCCUAUUUAGUCCGGGGUAUUGAAAAUUUAUUUCAAAUUUAUAUUUAAUGUUAAAUAGACCGGAAAUGUUUGAACUUGUAAGGUUAUUGUGAAAUGGACCGGUCUAAAAUGUCAAUUGAUUUGUACCAGUACUUGAUGUAACGCAAACCUUAUCGUUAUUAUUAAUUUUCUAGUUCGCGUUUAAUUUAUUAAUAUAAUUUUUAUAUAUUUUAUUACGAAUUUGCCAACGAAUUUAAGAGAAAAAUUUAUUUUUUUACAAUGUCGUUUAUAAAACUUGAAUUUUAUUAGAGAGUUUUAUGGACAGCUUUGUAUAAAAAUAUUGAAUGAUAUCUAACUUAUAGUAGUGACCCUUCAAGAUAUAAUAAAAAGACCUCGCAUUAUUUAAAAUAUAAGUUAACAAGUUACGCUUUGUUAUUUAUGUAAAACAGAAUUCGGAAGCGAAUAAUUGGCCAUGUAUUUUUUUUAAAUUGUUAUACAAGUUUUCCAAAAAAAAGUGUCUAGGGAACAAGAAGGAUUUCAAAAAGUGUUUAGGAAUUAAAGAUUAUUCCAAAAAAGUGUCUAAAAAGUGAAAAGUAUUCCAAAAAAGUGUUUAGGAAAAGAGAAGUUAUUCGAAAAGUGUCUAGAAAAAGUGAAAUGUUUCAAAAAGUGUUUAGAAAGCGAAGGUUAUGUCUGAAAAGUGUCUAGGGAACAAGAAAAAUUUCAAAAAGUGACUAAGAAGUGAAAAUUAUUCCAAAAAAGUGUUUAGGAAAAGAGAAGUUAUUCGAAAAGUGUCUAGGAAAAAGCGAAAUGUUUCAAAAAGUGUUUAGAAAGCGAAGGAUAUGUCUGAAAAGUGUCUAGGGAACAAGAAAAAUUUCAAAAAGUGACUAGGAAGUGAAAAUUAUUCCAAAAAAGUGUUUAGGAAAAUAGAAGUUAUUCAAAAAGUGUCUAGGAAAAAGCGAAUGUUUCAAAAAGUGUUUAGAAAGUGAAUAUUAUUGCAAUAAAGUGUUUAGAAAAUGAGAAGUUAUUCGAAAAGUGUCUAGGAAAAGUGAAAUGUUUCAGAAAGUGUUUAAAAAGCAAAGGAUAUGUCUGAAAAGUGUCUAGGGAACAAGAAGAAUUUCAAAAAGUGUCUAGGAAGCAAGGAAUAUUCUUAAAAAUUGUCCAGUAUGCUAAUAUAAUAAAGGAAGUGAAAAAUAAUUCAGAAAUGUCCAAAAAGUGAGAGUGGAUUUGAAAAAAAAGUGUCUAAGGAGUUUUAUAAGUGUCUAAAAAGUGAAUAGAGUCUAGAGAGUAUGGACAGACAAUUCAAAAGAUAUCUAGGAAGCAAGAAAUGAAUAGUACCUAAGAAGCGAAAAUACAUUCUUUAAAAUAUCUAACAACAAGAGGCAUUUAAAAACAUAUCAAGGAAACAAUAACAUAUUUCAAAAAUUGUUUAUAAAGCGAGGACUUCAAAAAAGUGUUGAGAAAGCAAUAGGACAUUUCAAAAAAGCACUAAGAAGAGAGAAAGUAUUUCAUAAGAGUAUUCAGAAAGCCAGAACGAGAAAGUGUCUUAUCAAGUGAGAACGUUUUUUGAAAAAUUGUCUAGAAAACAAAAAAUAUCUCAAAAAAGGGUCCAGAAAGCUAGGAUACACUAAAAAAAUUGUCAUAAGUAUCGAAGACUUAUUUCAAAAAGUGUAAUAGUGAAAGAAAAUUUGAAAAAAGUAAAAAUAUGAAUUCAUGAGUUUGGAGUACACAUAUUAAUAGUAUGAAGGAUAAAGGGAGAAGAAAUUCUCAGCCUACUUACUUCAUAUUCCGUGAAAAGUUAAGUUCUGGUACCAAAAUGAACUUUUAUUCGCUUCAGAAUUUUACACACUAAAUCACAUCACUUACGUGCAGGGUAACUCUUUCAUUAGAUAUUCAGUUUUUACUUAAAAUAUAAAAAUAUUUUGUUGAAAUUUGCGCAUAUGUAAAUAACUAUCUCUUGCCGAGACGUUAUAUAUAUAAAAAAAAAUAUUAUUUUAUAUUAUAUAGUUAACGCGAAAAGACGGUGGUUAGUUUUUAUAUUAAUAUAUUAGAUAUUAAAAAAAAUUUCUAAACCGUAUUGGCAUUAAUUAUAAAAAAAAAAUUAGGAUGGAGUAAAACUAAAAAGAAUGUGAUAUGAUAAGGAUUGGUGCUAAGCAACCUUGUACUACACAAGUUUUAUUAAUAUUAAAAAUUGUGCAAUAUUUAGUUAUUACGGUAAAUUUCUUUCUUCUAUUUUAAUUCCUUUUCUUCUAUUAACGAAUAUUCUUGUCUGUUAUUCUCAAGGAUAUUUGUUAAAAUACAAGACGGUACAGAAUUACAUAUUCCAAUUUAUAGAUCUGAUGACACUUCUCCAUAUACAUUUUUUUAACUAACAUUGUAUAACAAAGGAGAUACGAUCCCUCACGAGGGUGAAUUAGGAUAUUUUACCAUUAUUUUUUCAUUACGAAGUCAAUUUCGUGUACACCACUCAACUCCAACACACUUGGAGGGUUAUUACACCGCAUAAAUAAAAAUCCAAAUAUUACAAAGCAUUAUUUUGCUUAUGAAUGUUUGAGGAAGGACAUGAAGAGUAUUUAAAAAAAUGUUUAGAAAGUGACGGAUGUUUCUAAAAAGUGCCUAGGGAACAAGAAUAAUUCCAAAAAAGUGAAGAGUAUUUCAAAAAGUGCCUAGGAAGCAAAGAAGUGUUUUUAAAACUUGUCUAGUAUGAUAAUAUGAUGAAAGAAGUGAAAAAUAAUUCAAAAGUAUCCAAAAAGUGGGAGCGCAUUUCAAAAAAGUGUUUUAAAAGUGAAGAUACACUUUAAUCCGGACCCCGGAAGUAUUUUCGACUUUUCCUUAUGUUUAUGACAACUACAUAACGACCACCACCACUAUAAUCCACUCUUUGAAUUAUCUACAUGGUUAAUUUUGGAAUUCGAUGAACCAGCUGAAGGAGAACACAUAAAAGUAUAUUACGAAAUCAUCAGGAACUUCUACUACUAGGUUGGAAACUAUAGAACAAUUUUUCUCAUGUUGGCGAAAGUGCUGUUACACUAGUUGAUACUAUUGGGAUGAGGUUAGAAUCAGAGCACAUUUUAGUAGAAGAGAUCGUUGAAAGUGUGACCUACCACUAUCUACCUCAAGCUUAAACUCAAAUCCCAAAUUGAUUUAAUCAUUAAAUUUGUUGCUGUCAGUAACCAAGAGAACAUAUCUGGGUAUUAUAAACAUUUAAGGCACCUCCUUCGACUGAUUAUGGAAAGAAUCAACCCUAAAGGGAUGUCAAACUUAAAUUAUCAAGUAGCCUCUUGUGAUACUCUCCAAAACUACCCGGGGUGGUGAUACAGUUUUAUAAAAAAUAUUUUUAUACAUAUUAUAGCUUUAGAAAUGAUUGAGAAUAAUUCUGUACCACCUUGUAUAAAAAUAUCUUGUACAAUUGUAUAAAAUGCAGUAAAAUUGGGAUUGUAUAAAAUAUGAUCUGUAAGUUUGUUGUUGUUUCAUUCUGUUUUGUAUAACAUUUUGUUGUUUAAAGGUUGCGGUUAACUUUUUGAUAGUUAAUUUAUAUUUUAUAUACACAUAUUAAUAUAUCUCUAUUGUGCUUUUAAUAAAUUUAUUUUAUAAAUUUUCAUAUACAUUUACUAUGAAUUUGAUUCAUAUAAAUUUAGGUAGUGAAAAUAUUGCCAACGAUUAGGCAAUAUACUGAUGAAUGUUGUCGUUUUUAAGCGAUUUCUUAAUAAAUGCAUACAAUAACCAUGUAAAUUAUAAACCGAAAAGCAUAACUACAGCCCCACCUGAUUAUUUAAAGAAAUAUUUUAUCAAUAUAAUGAAAAUUUUUUUUUAAAUAGUGGAGGUAUAGCUAUGCUUCUUAGUUUAGGGUCUGUUCAAUAUUUGUGACUUUUCACAGGUGGUAACAAAACCCAAAUAAUUUCUAGACCCCAAUUUAUUAAUUAAUACUAACAAUUCGAUUGCGAAGUCCUCCUUUUGCUAAAAGUUCUUUGUACAGUACUAGAAUAUAGAUGAAUUCGAACAGUUCUCUUAAUUUUCUUUUAACUCUGUUCUUAUUUAUAUAAAAAUUAUGAUUUCUUUAAUUUCUGAUUUCUUAGACCUUUUCUAUGAUUAUGUUUCUAAAACGUCUUGAUUUUAAGUCUCUUUUAUUAUAAAAUUAAUUUUUUUUCGUAGUUUAAUUAGUGAAAGUAGUGGAAAGAUCAAAUUUUUAUCUGUUUUUCAAGAAUUAUAAAAAAAAACUAAUUUUAUAACAGAACAGGCAUAAAAUCAAGACGAUUUAGAAACAUAAUUAUGAUGCUUUACUCAAUUACAAACCAAAUUUUCCCAAUUUAAGCACUACUUAAUCUCUAAGAAUAUUUUAUCCUUUUGAUUUAAACUCUAUUGAAAUUUUUUUACAACACAUUUACAAGAACGGAAAGUAUGUUACUUUUUGUUAUUGUUUAUGUAAAGUUUAUUAUAGAAAUCGCGAACAACAUUGAGGAUCUUUUAAACUCCUCAUUUGUAUAAUAUGAACUGUUUUAUCAUACGAUUCAGAUAAGGCGUUGACUUGUGAAAAAUCCUGCCUUCCAUAUUUGUUAAAAUGAAUUCAGAGAGGUAGGACUUGGAAAUUGUGUGACUGCAUUUUCUUUCACGAUAAGUUUUUUCACAACUAUUGUUUAUAUAAUACAAAAUAUUCUAAAUAAGUUCAAUCAAACAUCACUGAACCGAUUAUUUUCACAAUAUUGGUAUAAUUUUUUUGUUUCAUAUCGUCGUUGUUUUUGCAGAAGUUACUAGUCCAAAAAGACACUUUACAUUUGUCAGAACAACAUCUCUUUGAUUUUAUAAGAUUACAUUAUCAAAUGUUACCUUACCUCUUUUAUAGAAGAUAUUACAUUGUCUAUCCACAUAUUUUCGGUAGUUUAGUUUUUAAUUUUAUGAAAUCGGGAACGUUUGUUAUUAUUUCAAAGUCUUUUAAAUGACACAUCAUUCCAGUAGUUCAUUUAAAUCUGCGGCUUUGUUUUCUUCUUCUUUUCCAUGAAAUUAUGAGGACUCGUCAAUUCUAGCUCUGAAGCUCUCUCGAACUAUUCUACUUGUAAAAUUUUGAUAAGCAUUAAAAAACAAAAAGGAAAAGUUCAGAUUUUCGAAGUUCCACUGUAGUCGCAACCACACAAUAUAUAAGGUGUGGUAUUGGUCCAAGGAAAUCUAAUUAACAAGUUAUACGAAAAAAUGAAUUUAUUCAAAUAAACAUAUUUUUAAAAUAACUAAAAUAUUCACGCAUUGACAUAUUUCUUCUUCUUUUUUGUGGCGAAGGGCUUAAUCCGUAAUGUACACAGUUCAAUUAUGUCACUACGAAACUAUAAGGAUUCGCAAAUUAUUUUACGUCCGGAUUUUCCAAAUACCCAAUAUACAGGGUGUAAAAUUGGUGCGAGUACUCAUUGACAGUUCAAUUAUAUCAGCGGUGUUCUUUUCUUUUGCACUAUGAGGUUCAUUGUUUUUAACGCAUGGAUUUUCGAUGUUUCCCUCUGGUACCAAAUAUACAGGGUGUGGCAUUGAUACAAGGAAGCCUAAUUACCAAUUUACCACGUAAAUAAAGAUUUUUUUCAUAAAAUUUAAAGGUUCAUUCAUACUUGUCACUUCGUAUAUUCGUAAAAUAGAGUUACAUUGUUAUACAGGGUAGUCUAAUAUGGUGUCUAUUUUAUGUGCAUAUGAUAAAUCAUUGAACUCAUUGAACUGUUGGUGUGUGAAAAGUUUGGUUAGAAUAUCGAAUAGUAAUUUAUUUUACUCUAUCAAAGAUGUUGAUUAUGAUUUGAAUUAUUUAGAAUAUUUGUUUUAUUUUCAAAUUUGGUUUAUAAGUGUUAUUAUCGUGAAAGUGAUUGCAGGAUGAUAGUUUCUUAAAUAAUUGUUGUAAUUUUGUGCCAACGUUAGUGCAAUUAGGCGAACAGAUCGUUUCGUUUGUUCAAAACAAACAUUGUGGUUAUGAAAAUAAAGAUCAAAAACUACUUAACGGUUGAUGAUAUCCUGUUCGAAGAAACGUAAAUGCUCAAAGAUCAAAAAUAUAGAUAUUAAAACAAAUAUUAUGAAGAUUUUAAAAUAUUUAUGCUUUGGUGAUUUUUCAUAUUUUUCAGGUCCUUUUGUUACUUAAUUAAAAAUUAAUUAGUUUAGUGUUUGAAAUAUUAAAAUUUAUCUUAAGAAUUACGUGCAUUCAUUAAAAAGCAUUUAUAUUGUAUUUUAAUAAGUUUUAUUAAAAAUGGUGUGUUUUAGA
Diorhabda carinulata is the source of this 12050-nucleotide messenger RNA. It is a transcript of the gene fru, whose product is annotated as sex determination protein fruitless. Gene Ontology annotation, biological process: regulation of transcription by RNA polymerase II. Gene Ontology annotation, cellular component: nucleus. Bases 298 to 1389 code for a protein of 363 amino acids. The transcript has 5 exons. Lineage: Eukaryota; Metazoa; Arthropoda; Insecta; Coleoptera; Chrysomelidae. The record is from RefSeq and is a predicted model, not a curated record. Gene Ontology annotation, molecular function: protein binding.